Pleurotus ostreatus (oyster mushroom) is the source of this 1791-nucleotide messenger RNA. RefSeq lists its product as uncharacterized. The transcript is spliced from 11 exons. Lineage: Eukaryota; Fungi; Basidiomycota; Agaricomycetes; Agaricales; Pleurotaceae. The record is from RefSeq and is a predicted model, not a curated record. Bases 1 to 1791 code for a protein of 596 amino acids.
AUGGUCUUCGCGCUGUUUCAGCUCCUUAGCGUCCUGCCACUAAUUGCUUUUGGUGAGCCUGUCGAACAUCGGACCAGAGCCUUCGCGCGAGGGAACUGGACCCUUACACAAGAAGGUACAACUGGUGUUAGCGCAAUGCAGCUGACUGUAGUCUCUGAUACGAAAGCCAUUGUCUUCGACAAAAUAGAGCAUAAUCCCUUGCUGGUGAAUGGACAUCCUGCAUGGGCUUCUGAAAUCGAUCUCCCGUCCAGGACUAUACGGCCGCUGAACCCACUCAGCAACACCUUUUGUGGGACUGGAAGUUUCCUCAGCAAUGGCACAUUCGUCCAUUCUGCCGGCAACCCGAUUGAAAUCGAGGUUGGCGCUCCCUACGGUGAGUAUUGCGGUUUGCAGAGCGUACGCUUGUUCACGCCAUGCAACGAUGGGAGUUGCGAUAUCAUAGAAAAUCCUAAUAGGCUUCGACUCGCAACUAAACGAUGGUAUACUGCAUCGACUAGACUUGAGGAUGGCUCUGUAUUGAUUUUUGGCCCUAACGUUAUGUUCAGCUUCAUCAAUAACGCGUCGGUGAAUAAUCCAACGUUCGAAUUCUUCCCGCCAAAGAACAUACACGGUUUCAACGGUCUUCAAAUCCCUAGCAAGUUUUUGGUAGACACUUUGAUUGCGAACCAGUUCCCCACUGUGAUGUCCCUUCCCGAUGGAAAUCUUUUCGUUGUCGCUAACCAGGAGGCAAUGCUAUUCAACUGGAAGACUAACAGAGAAACACGUCUCCCUAGAUUGCCUAAUGGCAUCAGGAUCUCCUACCCUUUCUCUGGCGGCGUCGUCAUGCUUCCAUUGACAAUCGAAAACAACUUCACUCCCGAAAUCUUGACUUGUGGUGGCGCCGCUAUCUCCGACGCGCUUCCAGAUAUUGAAUACUCCUCACAAUCCCCUGCUUCUACUCAAUGCGCCAGAAUGGUACUGAACAAGGCUGGGAUCGCGUCUGGCUGGAAGGUGGAACACAUGCCUCAGCCGUGGACAAUGGUGGAAUUGGUCCUUUUACCCGACCGCCGAGUUCUACUAGUGAACGGAAUGAGAUCUGGCGUCAGCGGAUUCAAUAGCGUCCAUGAUCCAGUCGGACAAAGUAACGCGGAUCAUCCAAACUUCACACCAUUCAUUUACGACCCAAAUGCACCAGCUGGACGUCGCUUCUCCUCUGCUGGCGUCACUUCUAAAAUUGCUAGGAUGUAUCACUCUACGGCUACCGUUAUUCCUGAUGGGUCAAUUCUUAUCGCGGGAUCAAAUCCCAAUGCCGAUUUCGUGGCUAACGCCACGUUCCCAUCUGAAUACAGAAUGGAGUUCUUGUCUCCUCCUUAUAUGUUUGAGAAUCGUCCGACGUUCAGGGGCCUCCCGGCUCUCGUCGACUACGGCAAAACCUUCACGUUGGAUAUCACCUUGCCCGCUACGGCCACGGGGGUUACAGUUGCCUUGAUGGACUUCGGCUUCGCUACGCAUACCGUUCACAUGGACCAGAAAUUUGUAGAAAUGAGAUCUACACUAUCUCGCGAUAGGAAGUCCAUUCGCGUCACUGCACCUGCAAACCCACGUCUCUUCUCUCCUGGCCCGGGCUUCGUCUUCAUCGUCACUGAUAAAGGCGUACCUAGCGUGGCGAAACGGCUCAUCAUCGGGAAGGGUGCGUCCCCACCAGUGGACCAAGGUGCUAUUGAUAAGUACGGGCUUCAUUACCUCUUCUUGACAGCUUCGCUUAUCACCGUUUGUAGCCUUCUGAAGAACACGGAGCCGCCUACAGCUUGA